CUUCCCGGCCACCAUUGACGUCAAUAUGGCUGCCUCCAGGGAAAACAAGGCUAACGUGAAAAGUCCAGACCCUAACUCUUUCGUCGCAUGGAUCUUAGCGCAGAGUUCAAGAGGUGGAAGGCGCAGUGUCUGAGCAAAGCGGACCUCAGCCGGAAGGGCAGUGUGGACGAGGACGUGUUAGAGAUUGUGCAGCUCCUAAAUGGGCAAGAACAGUUUUUCACCACCAGUUCCUGCGCUGGCCGAAUCAUCCUCCUAGACGGGAGUGUAAAUGGUUCUGAGGUUCAGAAACAAAACUGUUGCUGGCUACUGGUUACACACAAAGCCUGUGUGAAAGAUGAUGUGAUUGCGGCCCUGCAGAAAGCGAAGGGCGAUGCCAUUUUGAAAUUCGAGCCACUUGUUCUUCACGUGCAGUGUCGACAGUUGCAGGAUGCACAGAUUCUGCAUUCAGUGGCAGUAGAUUCUGGCUUCAGGAACUCCGGCAUAACUGUGGGAAAGAGAGGAAAGACCAUGCUGGCUGUCCGGAGCACACAUGGCUUAGAAGUUCCUUUAAGCCAUCAAGGAAAACUGAUGGUGACAGAGGAAUAUAUCAACUUCCUAUUAAAGAUAGCAAAUCAAAAAAUGGAAGAAAACAAGAAGAGAAUUGAAAGGUUUUACCACUGCCUACAACAUGCUUUGGAAAAAGAAACUGUUUCUACAACUUCACAAUCUAAAGAAAAAGUUAAUACAUCAUAUAUUCGUAAAAAAAAAAGGAACCCAGAAAAAGCAAGUGGCAAACAUGUUACUGAAGAACAUGAUAAAGAACUUGAAAAUAAUGACCAUGUUGAUCCAGGAAUCAGUGUUACUAUCUUCCCUGAAGAUUACUGAGAUUUGGUUCCAAAAUGUCUUGGUAGAAUGAUGUUUCUAAUAGAUAUUAUAAAGCCGCUCUUAAUAAGAGUUUGUUGAGUGUAUCAGACUUUCAGAAAAGCAAGAUUUAACUUUUCUCUAUAUUUUAGGGAAACUCUUAACUUUUAAAAACAACUGUGUAUAAUAUUUACUCUUAUAUACUAUCUUUUUAAAUCGCAUAGUCAUUGCAAAAAUAAAAUUAUGAUUUUUUUAAUGCC
This is a messenger RNA of Bubalus bubalis (water buffalo), 1100 nucleotides long. RefSeq names its product tRNA-yW synthesizing protein 3 homolog (gene TYW3). Gene Ontology annotation, molecular function: tRNA methyltransferase activity. Gene Ontology annotation, cellular component: cytoplasm. The transcript has 6 exons. The coding region runs from base 88 to 864 and encodes 258 amino acids. Gene Ontology annotation, biological process: tRNA methylation. The record is from RefSeq and is a predicted model, not a curated record. NCBI's taxonomy places the organism in Eukaryota, Metazoa, Chordata, Mammalia, Artiodactyla, Bovidae.